AUAACCUCUCCCUCAUUUACAGGAAGCUCUUCUGGGGAUAUGGCAAGUGGAAAUCUGUCAGCCGUGACUGAAUUUGUCUUCACUGGCUUCCCACAGCUCCAGGAUGGUGGCCUCCUGUACUUCAUCCCCUUACUUUUCAUCUACACCUUUAUUGUCAUUGGGAACCUAAUGAUCUUCUUUGCUGUCCGGCUAGACACCCGUCUCCACAACCCCAUGUACAACUUCAUCAGCAUCUUCUCUUUCCUGGAGAUGUGGUACACCACGACCACCAUCCCCAAGAUGCUCUCCAACCUGGUCAGCACCCAGAAGACGAUCUCUUUUACCGGCUGCCUCCUGCAAAUGUACUUCUUCCAUUCACUGGGAAACACGGAAGGGGCCUUGCUGACCAUCAUGGCCAUUGACAGGUAUGUCGCCAUCUGCAAUCCACUCCACUACCUGACCAUCAUGACCCCCCGACGAUGCGCUCAACUUUCUGCAGGCUCUUGUGUCUUUGGUUUCCUCAUCCUUCUACCUGAGAUCGUGUGGAUUUCCACCCUACCUUUCUGUGGGCCCAACCAAAUCCAUCAGAUCUUCUGUGAUUUCACACCAUUAUUAAAUUUAGCCUGUACAGAUGCCUCUGUGAUCCUAGUGCAAGACGUGAUUCAUGCUUUGGCCAUUCUGAUAACGAGUCUGAUUAUUUCCCUUUCAUACAUCAGAAUUGUGGUUGUUAUCCUGGGAAUCCCUUCAGCGGAGGGUCGUAAGAAGGCCUUCUCCACCUGCAUUGCCCACAUUGCUGUGUUCCUGCUGUUUUUCGGCAGUGUGGCCAUCAUGUAUCUCAGAUUCUCUGCCACGUAUACGCCAUUCUGGGACACGGCCAUUGCUGUAGCAUUCUCUGUCCUUUCUCCCCUCUUCAAUCCCAUGAUAUACAGCCUCAGGAAUAAGGACAUGAAAGAUGCUAUUAAGAAGCUCCUUUGCCCUCAAAAGGUAUUUCAUGUACAUGGUAGCUAA
Messenger RNA from Suricata suricatta (meerkat), 987 nucleotides. Its product is annotated as olfactory receptor 6K3-like. The record is from RefSeq and is a predicted model, not a curated record. Bases 40 to 987 code for a protein of 315 amino acids. NCBI's taxonomy places the organism in Eukaryota, Metazoa, Chordata, Mammalia, Carnivora, Herpestidae. The transcript has a single exon. Gene Ontology annotation, cellular component: membrane. Gene Ontology annotation, biological process: G protein-coupled receptor signaling pathway. Gene Ontology annotation, molecular function: G protein-coupled receptor activity; olfactory receptor activity.